AUGUCGUCGUCGGUUGAUCCAAGUAUUUCGACUCCUUCAACCACUAUUAAUGAAUCUUCUAUUGGAACUGAAAAUACUAGAACAGGUCGUAAUAAUAAAUCUAAAGGCCCAAAUCCAAAUGAAAGGCGAGAACUCGCUACAAAAAAUGAAAGUCAAUCUAAUAGUUCGAUUCUUGAUUCAAAUCAAAGCAAUGCUGCUUCAAAUAGUGAAACAAACAGAUUUCGUUCAAAGAAUCCAAAGAAUCCUCAAUCAGUGGACAGAAAUAAUAAUGAACCUAAAAUUGACGAAUCCGAUCCUAAAGGAAAAAGACCUAUUGUUUCUAUAACAGAAGCAUCAUCAUCAAAUCUUAGAACUUCUCUUCAUCAUAUGCGUCCAAAGAAUUCAUCAAUAAAUAAAUUUCCUAAAGAAAUUAAGGACGUUCUUACAUCUAUCACACAUGGUCUAUCAACGUCGACAUAUGAAUGUAUGAUCUGUUGUGAGAAUAUACGUCCUUAUAAUAAAACUUGGUUUUGUGGAGUAUGUUGGGCAGUUUUUCAUCUUAAUUGCACUCAAAAAUGGGCAAAUAAGUCAUUUAACGACUCUACAUCAUGGCGUUGUCCAGGCUGCCAGAAUCGAUGUGAUGUCAUUCCGGAAGUAUACAAAUGCUUUUGUGGAAAAACAGAAAAUCCGUCUAAUAAUCGAUAUUUUACUCCUCAUAGUUGUGGGAAUGUUUGUGGCAGAAAACGUGAUUGUCCUCAUGAUUGUACUUUGUUAUGUCAUCCUGGACCUUGUCCUCCAUGCUCUGCUAUGGCACCUACUCAAUAUUGUUAUUGUGGUCGAAAGACCUUUAGACUUAGAUGUAUCGAUACAGAUUAUGAUAAUGGCAAGUCUUGUGGUGAAAUAUGUGGUCAACUGUUAGGCUGUGGUAAACAUUCUUGUGAGAAGGAAUGUCAUGAUGAAACUUGCCCUAAAUGUAAUAUAAUUGAAAUACAAAAAUGCUAUUGCGGACAAACAGAACGAGAAGCAAGAUGUAGUGAUGGAAUAGCUAUUCAUUGUUACGAAGAAUGUAAUGGCGAAUCUAGUACUUGGACUGGCUUUUUCUCAUGUAAAAAUGCUUGUAGCAGACUGUUGGAAUGUGGUCAUCAUUCCUGUGCAAAAGAGUGUCACCCUGUUACUGGUGAUGUUGAACCUUGUCCAUUAGAUCCAUCACGAGUGCAGACAUGUCCAUGUGGUUCUAAAAGCAUAAUUUCUUUACUUGGACAUGAAAGAUUAUCUUGUACUGAGGAAAUACCACUUUGUGAUAAUAUAUGCAAAAAGUCGCUUUCAUGUGGUCAUGAGUGUCAAGGGACAUGCCAUCAUGGUGAUUGUAAGCCUUGCAAUGUACGUAUACGCGUCAAAUGUCGUUGUGGAAAUAUGGAGUAUGAACGGAUUUGCUUUGAGGUAGUUGGCGAGACUGGGGAACCACCUAUUUGUGAUAAAAUUUGUAAUGGCGUUAGAAAUUGCGGAAGACAUCAAUGCGUUACUCGAUGUUGUCCCUCUGCAAAUAAACCUAAAAAGAGACGAGGCGAAACACAAGAUGAUGACGAUGAGAAUCAUCGUUGUCCUUUAAUUUGUGGAAAGAAAUUACAAUGUGGUAAUCACUUUUGUCAAUUGUUGUGUCAUAGAGAAUAUUGUAUGAAUUGUUUAGAAGCAUCAUUUGAGGAAUUAACUUGUCCUUGUGGACGUACAAAGAUUGAACCACCAAUUCCAUGUGGAUUCAAAAUUCCUUCAUGCCCUUAUUCUUGUAUUAGGAACAGAGAGUGUGGUCAUUCAGAUAUUGCACAUCCUUGUCAUUCUGAUGAAGAGCCUUGCCCACCUUGUCCUUUCUUAGUGAACAAAAAAUGUAUGUGUGGUAAAUCCGAGGUUAGAAACGUACCUUGUCAUAGAACAAAUGUAAGUUGCGGUCAAGUAUGUGAUUUGCCAGUUAAUUGUGGAGGUCAUCGUUGUAAACGCACUUGUCAUUCAGGUGAUUGUUUAGUAACAAAUCAGAGUACUUCUGGUAAAUGUAUUCAAACUUGUGGAAAACCACGUAAAGUUUGUGGUCAUCCUUGUUCUGCACAAUGUCAUGCCCCAGCAAGAUGUCCUGAAGAUGUACCAUGCCGGGUCAAAAUUGUUAUUAAUUGUAAAUGUGGUCAUCUUUCACAAGAAGUAUCUUGUAAUGUUACAGCAGAAAAUGGCUUAGAAAAGAAAAUUAGACAAUUAACUUGUAAUGAUUUUUGUGCUUUAGCCGAAAGAAAUAAAAAAUUAGCAGAUGCAUUAGAGAUUACUGAUCGUGUUGGUGAUGGACCUUUUAUUAAAGCUGUUCCGGAAUAUGAGGAGGAUCUAUUUAAAUAUUUUGCUGUUAACAAGGAAUGGGCUAAAAAUAUUGAAAAAACCUUGGGAGAUUUUAUUAUGAAGUCAGAAAAACCUACAUUAAACUUGGCACCGAUGAAGUCACCUCACCGAAAGUUUAUUCAUAUGCUAUGUGUUCAUUAUCGAUUGUCAUCAGAGGGUGUUGAUGUCGAACCUAUGAGAAGUGUCGUAGUGAAAAAGAAAGCCGAUACUAUAAUUCCACCAAUCCUCCUUUCACAAGCGUAUUAUAAUUAUAAUAACAAAUCAAGCAAUAGCGCUGCUUCUACAACUGCACUUGAACAAUUAGUGCGUAAACCAAAACAACCAGUUAAUGCAAUUUAUUUAGUAGAAUUACAAUUUGGAAUAACAAUAGAAGAACUACAAAAAGUUAUAGAACCAUUAAUGGGAAGAUGUAAGUUUCAGAUUAAAUGGGUAUCAGAUGCUGACGCAAUUAUUUUACCAUCAGUUGGUUCUUCUAUUCAUAUGGAUGAAUUGGAAAAUUUUUUAGUAAAGCUAAAAUUUUUAUUCAAAGAUCUUAUAAUUCCCAAAGGGAUUGCUGCAUGGGUAGAACUUUGUUGGGUAAAUUCUAAAUUUGAAGUAGUGUGGCGUGACAGAGUAAAAAUCUUAAACAAUGUUAAUGGGCCUGCUAAAAAUAUGAAUGAAGGGCAUCCAAGGAUUCCUUUGGUUCCAUCGGUUCCUUCUUCAAUUAGGAAUAUUAAUCCUUUUGAAAUUUUAUCGAAUGCAUCCAACAAUACUUCCAGUGGUACUACAAAAGGUGGUGCGUCUAUUUGGGAUAUUGGUAUUGGCAGUAGCAGUAGCAGUAGUGGCAAUAAUAAUAAUAAGUCAUCAUCUCUUAAAAAGCAACCACCUACAGUUCAUUCAGUUAAUGAAGAGGAUAUAGUUGAUGACUGGGAAUUAAUAUGUGAUGAAUGA
Messenger RNA from Funneliformis geosporum, 3282 nucleotides. The record is from the annotation of a GenBank genome assembly. Lineage: Eukaryota; Fungi; Glomeromycota; Glomeromycetes; Glomerales; Glomeraceae.